Onychostoma macrolepis is the source of this 8987-nucleotide messenger RNA. RefSeq names its product HMG box transcription factor BBX. NCBI's taxonomy places the organism in Eukaryota, Metazoa, Chordata, Actinopteri, Cypriniformes, Cyprinidae. The record is from RefSeq and is a predicted model, not a curated record. Gene Ontology annotation, cellular component: nucleus. Gene Ontology annotation, molecular function: RNA polymerase II transcription regulatory region sequence-specific DNA binding; DNA-binding transcription factor activity, RNA polymerase II-specific. Bases 429 to 3170 code for a protein of 913 amino acids. The transcript has 17 exons. Gene Ontology annotation, biological process: regulation of transcription by RNA polymerase II.
ACAGAGCAGUCAGUGGGAACACUUGAACGCACGGAGGGGGAGGAGGGCUGCGAGAGAAAACAAACCGAGAAAAUUGUUCGCCUGAAACGAAAGUAGCAAUACCAAAGUGGCAUUCGGCCCCCACCGUUAUUCGUUUUCGAAGUGAUCGGUGCGAUUGUGAUGUAGUUUUGUCGACUUCACGCUGCGGUGUUGCUCCUUUCCAAGCAUCCGGUAAAAAAUAAUAUAAGUGUCUGUGGGGCUACUGUACGGACGGCCAGUGCAGAACUGUUCUGAUGUGUCAAUAAGUUUGAGGCUGGAAUGAGAAGGCCCUGGCGUUUCCACCGGAUUUCAGGGGUCAUCUUCAUCGCAUGAUACAGCCUGACUGACAGAUCCAUCCUCAUCUUUCAAAUACCGUAUUUCCAUAUUCUGUGGCUCUGGUCAGCAGCAGUAUGAAGAGCGGAGGUGGAGGGAAAGAACCUCCGGUGGAGGGAGAGGUCAGUGGAAAGCGACCCAAACGCAAGUGUCUGCAGUGGCACCCGCUGCUGGCCAAGAAAGCUCCAGACUUCUCUGAGGAAGAGGAGGAGGAGGACGAAGAGGAGCUGGAGAAGGUGCCAGUGUUAUGUGCAGAGAGUGGAGCACAGGAGGGAGAGUGUGGUGGGAUGGAAGAUGACAGUGAGGAAUACACCUCUGAACAACGGGCUCGCCGGCCCAUGAACGCCUUUCUGCUGUUCUGCAAACGGCACCGUUCCCUGGUCAGACAGGAGCAUCCACGACUAGACAAUCGGGGAGCCACUAAGAUACUGGCCGACUGGUGGGCUGUACUGGACCCCAAAGAAAAACAGAAAUACACAGACAUGGCCAAGGAGUAUAAGGAUGCGUUCAUGAAGGCUAAUCCUGGUUACAAAUGGUGUCCUGCCACCAACAAGCCGGUAAAGAGUCCUUCUCACUCUGUGAGUAACGCCCGCAAGAAAGUCUGGUCUCUUCCAUCCAACCCUAGCAAGGAAUCUUCAGUUGCCAAAAAACAGCCCAAAACCGACAGCACACCCCAGCUCAACUUCGCCAUGGCUGAUCCCAAUAAGAUGGGUGGCUUAAGCAUGCUGCUGUUAGCCGGGGAGCACGCACUGACCGCCAGAGAGAUUUCCUCCAGCUCUUCCCAGACAGGAUGCACAGAUGUUGCUAAGCACACUGGGAAAUCAGCCCUUUUCCAGCUGGCUGAGAUUUCUUCCAGUCCAGUGCAGCCAGCUGGGGGAAGUAAGAACGCUGAGGACACAAGCUCUCUCACACAUGUAGAGGCCUCUGGACCAUCUCAGCCAAGUUCACCAGACCUGCCCAAGAGUUGUGUUAAAUCACCCUUGUUUCAGCUGGCUGAGCAGAUCUCCUCCAGUAGGUCUCAGUCAGCAUCUGAGGGGAGGCAGUGCGGCCAGUCGGCUCUUUUCCAGCUCGCUGAGAUGUGUUUGGCCUCUGAGGCUGAAAAGAUGGAAGCUCGAUCCUCCCAGCCCUCUGGUGGUUCCUCCUCACUCUGUGCUCAGCACAGCUCAAGUAGCAGAGUCACCGAAGAGCAGGUGGACGCUCCUGAACUUCCUGUCACCACAUCAUCAUCAUCAUCAGCAUUAUCAUCAUCCUCAUCAUCCUCUACCUCCGGCUCCACCUCGUCCUCCCCUACUGACACCACCCCAUCUGAUCUCAGCCCGUGUAAGACGCUGAAGAAGAAGAAGAAAAAGAAGAAAGAAAAUAAAGACUCGGACGAAAAUCCUGCAUCGCCCAAAAAGGCGAAGAAGAGACAUUCGCCCGAGUCGGACCUGGACAGCGUGAUGUUCACCAUCGAAGCAGUAGCAAAAGGUGCUUGGGGCUCAGAAGAAACACCCAGGAAGAAAGCUUGUCCCUCAGGGAGUGAGAGCAGCCCCACAACGGACCAAUCUCCAGCGGUGAAGAAGAAAACAAAACCGAAACCGAAAAAACAGUUGAAGUUAAAAGACAAUGAUGCGGCGGAGGAAGAGGAAGAAGGGGAUGAAGAGACCAAUAAACCGCAGGACGUAGAGAUGAAAACUGAGGAAGCCCCUCUGACCCCUAAAGAUGAGUGUGAGAAUGAGCCAGAAAUGAAGGUGGAGCCCCCUAUUGGUGUGGAGGACACGGCACCAUACUGCUCUCCUCCUCAUCCUACAGAAAUGGAGGAGAAAGACACAGACACCAAACCACCUCAAACCAGACAGGAAGAUAAAGAGCAAGAGGUUAAGCCAGAGGCCUGUGGGUCCAGGAAGUCAGAGCGAAGCUGUAAAGGAGCUCUUUAUAAGACUCUGGUGUCCGAAGGGAUGCUUACAUCACUGAGAGCAAAUGUGGACAGAGGGAAAAGAGGAUCCAUGCGAGGAAGUGUGUCCGAUCAUGAGGGCGGCUGGAAUGACGAGAGCUGGGGAUUUUCUCAAGCUGCUACCAGCAACCCAAAAAAGCUCAAGAAGUCUAAGUCUAAAGAGGAAACCACCCCAGGACUAGGAAAGCUUGAGGAGGAGUUCGAGAAGAAGUUCAACAGCUUACCACAGUACAGCCCCCUGACUUUUGACAAAAAGAGCGUGGCGGUAACCAAGAAGAAAAAAACCAGUACGUCCAGCCCUCCUGAACCGCCCAAACCCUGCAAGGGUUCAUCUUCAUCUCAGAAAAAGACCUUAUUCCACAAGAUAGUGAACAAGUACAAACACAGGAAGGAGAAAUCCAGUGCCGCAGACAAAGACGUCGUCCCAACUGACCCUGUGGGUACAGAAUCAAGUCCAGUGGUGAAGUCGGUCAGUCCGUGUGUGUCUCCCUCUCCUGAACCCCAGAAGGUUCUGGAUAUACCUGUGGGCAGUCAGAAGAGGAAGGCCAGGAAGAGUAAAAUCACACACUUGGUGCGCACGGCUGAUGGCCGAGUGUCACCUGCAGAGGCAGAAGACAAAUUCAAGGAUCAGACCAAGAAUCAGGAUGAAAAGCCAUUCACUCAAGAGACAUUAUGCAAUAGGGGGGUCUGCUACAAUGACCCCACAUCAGCGGAAGCGGACGUGACGGAUGCGUCUGGUGACCUCCCGGCCUUCUUCAGCUUGGCUGCUCUGGCUGAGGUUGCAGCCAUGGAGAAUGUGCACAGAGCCCAGCGUGCUGUGAGUAUCCCCACUGAAGGUCAAGUGAAGGACAUGGCUCCUGUGCUGAUUUCCUGUGCGGACCAGUGAGGCCUCAGCCUGGCCCGGGACGGGUUUAAUCCGGACUGGGCUUAUGUAUGGACAUGCUGGGGCCUUAUUCUUGACCCUCGGCCUCAGAUGCCGGGGGGAAAGAGCGAACGAGAGCGAGAGAGACUGGAAAGGGAUGAGGGAAGCUCUGAGCCGGAUGAAGAUGUUUUAUCCCAGAAGCUUUCACCUUACACCCAACCCCAUCCUUCCUCCCUCCCUCUCUCUCACCCCCUCAGGGCCCUGGGGGAGCCAAUUCUGGUCCCUACGCCUGUUUCCUCUGGUGGCUCCGGACCAGUUAUCAGACUUUACAAUCUGCAAGAAAUGGCUACUAUUUAAGGUCAAGUUUUGCCUACAAAAAGUGCAUUUGAAGCAAGUGCUCCCUCUCUGUCUUUCUCUGUCUUUACGGUUCUGUUCCUGGUCAGCUUCAUUGCACAAACGUCUUUUUCACACAGCAGCACACAUCUUCUCUCGGUCAGAGGAACGUUUUGUGGCUUCCUGCCCCCUUUUUUGCUCUGAAUCUUACGAAGAGAGAGAGAAUGAGUGUUUUCAGACUGCUUAACCUCAGCCUCAUACCUCACAAACCUGUUCAGAUUUGUUCUCUGCACAGAAGCACCACCUUCACCUUCAUAAUGCACAGUUGAUGCCUAGAUGCCUCUUUCUUUCAAGCAAUGACCCUCAAUGUGUCCGGUGCCUCUAGAUGACAGUUGUUCAGAGAUAAACCACCUGUUUUCCACUCAGCAGCAGCAGCGAUGUGUCGGGGGGGAAGUCGGAUGUUUGUGCAAGCUGCGCUGUGGUCGAUGAGCAGGGUCCAAAAUUAGCACUUGCAAAGCAUUGAAUAUUUUAUUAUAUUAAUUUACAUUACCGUUCAAAAGACUGGGAUCUGUAAUAAUGUUUUUGAAAGAAGUCUCUCAUGAUCACCAGUGUUGUAUUUAUUUAAUCAGAAAUACAGUAAAAACAGUAAUAUUGUGAAAUAAUAAUAUGAUUACAAUUUUAAAUAUUUAUUUUCUAUUUUAAAAUAUAAUUUAUUUACUCAGUUUUCAGUGUCACAUGAUCCUUCAGAAAUCAUUCUAAUAUGCUGAUUUGGUGCUUAAGAAAUAUUUCUUUUUUUAUCAAUGUCGAAAACAGUUGUGCUGCUUCAUAUUUUUGUGGAAAAGGUUUCUUUGAGUAGAAAGUUUAAAAGAACAGCAUUUAUUUGAAAUAGGAAUGUUUUGUAACAUCAUAAAUGUUACUGUCUCUAUUAAUCAGUUUAACGCAUCUUUGCUGAAUAAAAGUAUUAAUUUCUUUCAAAAAAAAACUUACUGGCCACUUUUGAACGGUAAUGUAUAUUCUAAAAAUACAUUUUCAUAUACAUUUUUUUUGUAAUGUGAAAUAAUCCGAAAUAAUUCAUAUUUCUGGUUGGCAAUUUUUUGUUUUUAAAUGAAUUAACUGUUGGCUAAAAGAGCUAAUUUUAGACCCUGCCUACGAGUGUUUCUGACUGACUGAAUCACCCGAUGGAAAGCCAGUUGAACCGUUUUAUAUUGUGACAGCCCGUCACUUUUAGCAAUGCGCUCUUCUCUGACAUGUACAGCUAUCAAUGAGUUCAUUGAGUAUCAAUGAGUAUGGCGAUACUUGAACGAAAAAAUGCAUUUUAUGUCAAUACUUGACCUUACUGCAGUGUGUAGCGUCUUGCUGGCUAAUCCAAAAGAGUGCUACUCCUCUAAUAUAGUUUAAUAAUAGACACUGCACUAAUUUUUAGCUACCGUAGACAAUGCUUUUAGUUGUCUUUGGCUUUCAUUAUAAUAGCAAGUUUUGUUUUUGUUUUAGUCUCAAGUUAGCUUUUGUAUCAUCACUGAGAUACUCAGCCCUCGUUUUUUUUCCUAUACCUGAGGCUGUAGACGCCAUUCCAGCUCAAAGUUUUGCUGAUUCUGUCCAUUCCUCCAAGCACACGGUGGGAGAGAGUUUGAGUGGAAAAGAAAGCAGGGAUUGACGUAGAAGAGAAAGGCGUUUUUCUCUCUCUCUCUCUCUCUCUCUCUCUCACAGACACAUACACGCGCACACACACAGACACCUUGAAUUGUGGGAGUCAGCACAGCAUGUUCUCCUACGACGUGCACAUCCUGUGUUUUAGGCACUUGUGAGUCAAACUCUUACAGGGUCAUGUUCUGACCUUCAAACCAGAUUGUGUGCUGCGUGUUAAUGACACGUUGCAAAAAAUCACGUUCUUAGUAUGUUUGUCUCGUGAACAUAUCUAAAAAAAAUUCUUCAAACAAGAUCAGUUUAUUUGAGAAGCAAAAUUGUGUUUGGCUUUCCUCUACCUUUUUUAAAAAACGAAAACCACAUGGCUGAAAAAGUAAGACAAACAAGAUUAAUUCAAGAUAAGUGGUGGGGUUUUGAUUUAAGUGAAAACAGUUUUUUUUGAGUGAUCUUACUAAAAUGAUUCUUCACCGAUUCAUUCAGUGAGCUUUUCUGCAGGUUGCAUCAUUAUGCCAAUAAGUUUUGACAAGCAAAUGUCAUUUAAUGAGUUAUGAGGAAGUUCUGAACCAUUUACUGUACUUAACUGAAUCUUUAAAAACCCACAUUGUUCAAUUUAUUGCUUCUCGGAUUAUUUAAUCUUGUUUUAAGGAUGUUUGGGUAUAUUACUGGAAAACAUUUCUGCUUCGAAACUGAUUUUUGCUGUGCACAUCAGCUCCCUGGGUUCGUGGGCUGGUUCGAACAUCAGACUCUGCUUCCUGAAACCCUCCUGAGGUCGUAGGGAGCCUAGAUUAGAUAAAUGAAGGAAUGCUAUAAGCCAGAUCACAGGUUUAAAAGCCGCACACUCUUUCACUGUUCAAGUCAAGCUUUUUCCUUUUUAAUAAGACAAUUGAUGUUCUUUUGUUUGUUUUGCUUCGAUUUUUCUUCUAUAAAUGAUAAUGUCUGUGAAUUUAUGAACUUAUAACUAAUAAGGUUUUUUGUACUUCUUCGAAAUACUGUAUUUAAUUUGUUCUCCUUAGAACACCUUCUGUAGGGCGCUGUUUUUCCUCGCUUCGUUCGUAACAUUUUGUUUAGAAACCUCAGCCUUUCCUGAGGUGUGCUCUACUGGAUCGAGACUGUUGUCAAAAGCUCAUAUACAAAUAUCUGUGUAUAUAUAUAUAUAUAUAAAUAUAUAUACCUAUGCUUACCUGUUAAGCCAACAAGCACUGAUAAAGAAUGCACCGCCUCUAGACGAUUAGUUCCUGCUUGUGGACGUGCACGUGCGAGACAACCACAUUGCCGCAUAUGGCCUACGUCUGGCGUGCGCGGUGGGGUGCGAGAUCUGUGUCUGAAUGUUCCCCAUUUCCUGUUAUUUAUACAAUAGAGGCAUUUAUUCCAAGCCAAGGGUUUAAACCUCAGUGUAUUUUAAGUAAUAGAAAGCUUGUAGGCUGUAAUUGUGCCUGAGGCAGUCAUGAGACAUACUGAUGACGUUUACCUGAAAAAUCAGGACCUAAUCACUUUUAUAAGUGUGAUUUUAUUAAGCUAAUUUUAUAAAUCACCUGUAUGGCCCCGCUUAUGAAACUUUAAAAGUUACAGUAGGGUAAAAAUGUUAUGAAUUAUGAAUAAUAAGAUACUAAACCUCCUGCUCAGCUGUUUUGAAUCAGUUGAUUGUCAUUAUGGACGAUUUGAAUUGUAUCAAUCAGUGAUCUAAUUGUAAAUGAUCCCUUCUUCAGCAUUAGUUAGAGUGGGCGCCAUGUUUAAUUUUUACGAAAAAUCCUUGCGUAAAAUUCAACUACGUCCACCCUGACUAAAAAUGCGGUCACGUUUACCGUUUCUCAGCUAAAUUUCGCAAGCAAACUCUAGUCGUUUAAAUCCAUACAAUCUGGAGUUUUCCGUGAGGGCAAAAACGUUCCCUAAACAAAUUCACUGCAAAUUUGCUUGGUUUAAAAAUGGUUUCUGUGUGAAUUCUGCUUCAUACAUUUCUACGAAAUUGACAGUAAAUUUCGCUGAAAUUUCGCUAAUGUGACCGCAACUUACAAUUAUGUUUCCUCAAAAGAUGGUUGAUCAUAAAAGACGCGUCUCAUCCGUGUCCCAAAUGUUUGUCGUUCACAAGAAGUUACCGUAAGACGUCUUCCCUUGCGCGCAAUGCGCCUCAGACGCAAUUUAAGAUCUUCCCGGUGAUCAGGAGACGUGUUGAAUACAAGCGUCAUUCUCUCAGACAUUUGCCAAAGAAAAGCGAAAAUAUUCUGUAAGGGAAAUUUCAUGAUGCAGAGAGCCAGGCUUUACUCCGCUGAGCUUAGCCAGCGGAUUCGUCUUCAGGUUUCAAAUGUAUUUUAUCAGCACAACUAAUUCUUCUAGUCUUUUCUGAUGGUUUUUCCUCUGAAUUAACCUGCAGUGAGAGUGGUGUGCAAAAUGUUGGCACCUUUUUAAUAACUAUUUUAGAAAGACAAUAUUUGCACCUUAAACCCAUACCAAAACAACAUCACAUUCUUAAAGGGACAGUUCACCCAAAAAUUACGAUUCUGUCAUCAUGUGCUCAUCCUCGUGUUCAUGUAUUUGCAUGAUUUUGUGGAACAUGCAAAAAAAAGAUGUUUAUAAGAAUGUUCAUGCUGCACUUUUCACAAUGUAAAAAUAUCAAAAACACCAUAAAAGUGUUUCACAUGACUCCAACUCAAGUCUUCUGAAGCCAUAAUAUACUUUUGUGUGGAGAAAUUUAGGUCAUUACUGCAUACUUUUAUUGUGCUUUUUGGCGUAUGGAAAAAUGCAGCAUGGACAUUCUUCAAAAUGUCUCUUUUUUUUUUUUUUUUUUACGCAAGAAAGUUAGUCAUACCGAACUAGAACGACAUGAGGCUGCAUAAAUGGUGCAGGAAUUACAUUUUUGUGUGAAUUACCCCAUAAAGAUUGAUCCCAUCUCGCCAGUGUCCCCUCAUGAUUGUCAUUCUUUCGUGACCCCUGCGUAUCCAGAGGGGGAAAUAUGUGUAUUUGAACAAAUUGUCAUUGCUAGCGAGAAUUAUAAUGUGUUGAAUGAUAACACAGCUUAUUUGAAAGUCCCCGCAUGAUGCAUCUUUAGAAUCUGAUCCCAUCCCAUGAUGCCCCGUCAUAACGUUCACCCCUCUUUUUUCUAUUUAGAAGAUGCCUCUUAGCAAAUUGCCUCUAUGAAACAGAAAUUCCUAUAUUAGCUAUAAAGAUUAUGAUAUUACCCUUUUGUGCUAGAUUGUCUCUUGAAUGUAAUGGAUUUUGUACCUGUAUUUUUCUAAUUCCAAUCCAGUCUUUCUGUAUGCGGUGGCUUUAUAUGGAGGAAUUCUAGGCUGCUUCCUUGCGUGAAUAAUUUGUAAAAACUUCCAGUCAUCCUUGAGACACAAACCCUGACCUCCGAAGUGUGCAGUGCAACUGCCACCAUCAUAUCUGACAUUAAAUAUCUUUCACUUUUACGCGUUUAGUCCCGAAACAUGCAAUAGCACCGAUCACAGAUAUCAGUUGCCAAACCUUUCCACGUUUCACCUUCUCUACUCGUUUCGAGUCUUAAUAAUCUUGAAUAUGCACCCUGUCAACGAUGAGGAUUUUCUCUGCUCUGUACAAGAAUGUACGUUCAUGGCUUUAGAUGCAGUUGUGGUGCCGUCUUUUUAAACGCUUACCCGAGAUCCUGUUCUUGAUUCCUCUAAGGAGUUUAUACUUGUGUGCUUGAUCUGAUUAUUGUCACUAGUACUGUAUGAUGCAAUGUAUGGAUCUGAUUGUUACAGCCCAGUUGUUGAUGCAGCCUUGCCUUACUGAUCCCCUGCGUAGAGAGGGACCCCUUUGCCAUUGCCCUUCUCACUGAGUCUUAUGUCAUAACACUGUCUGCUGACGCAAAUGUUAUUCUUUAAACAACUAUUAAAGUAACAUACAUAUGAA